Aspergillus bombycis is the source of this 1716-nucleotide messenger RNA. RefSeq names its product NADH-ubiquinone oxidoreductase subunit B. The coding region runs from base 1 to 1716 and encodes 571 amino acids. Gene Ontology annotation, biological process: aerobic respiration; mitochondrial respiratory chain complex I assembly; regulation of DNA-templated transcription. Lineage: Eukaryota; Fungi; Ascomycota; Eurotiomycetes; Eurotiales; Aspergillaceae. Gene Ontology annotation, molecular function: quinone binding; 4 iron, 4 sulfur cluster binding; zinc ion binding. The transcript has 5 exons. The record is from RefSeq and is a predicted model, not a curated record.
AUGUUCAAAGGGCGGAAGAUCCUCACGCAACAGCUCCUUACCCUCUGGGUAUCGACUCCGAGAUUCGAACGUAUAGGCAGCCGACGGUCACUGUCCUCCCUUACUAUCAGCGGAAAGCCCAGACAAAACGUUCCUUUGCCGAGUCAAGAGACGCCGCAUAGUCCGGUUCAAUAUGCAUUGACAACACUGGACCAACUCGUCAACUGGGCUCGGCAGGGCUCCCUAUACCCCAUGACCUUCGGACUCGCCUGCUGUGCCGUGGAGAUGAUGCAUAUUGCCGGGCCCCGGUACGAUGGAGAUCGUCUCGGUCUAUUAUUUCGAGCUUCUCCAAGACAAUCCGACCUGAUGAUUGUCGCUGGCACACUCACCAACAAGAUGGCGCCCGCCUUACGACAAGUCUACGAUCAGAUGCCGGAACCACGAUAUGUGAUCAGUAUGGGUAGCUGCGCGAACGGGGGAGGAUAUUACCAUUAUAGUUACUCGGUGGUUCGGGGCUGCGAUCGGAUCAUCCCGGUCGAUAUUUACGUUCCUGGUUGUCCGCCGACCGCCGAAGCGUUACUAUACGGAAUCUUCCAGAUCCAGAAGAAGUGCGAUGAAAAGCGGCCGCAAUGUUCCAAUUGCGACAAUAGACGGGACAUUUGUCGUUAUGCUACUCCGGGCCCGUGGCUCUGGACCAACAACGCUACCAGCGAUGGCUCCACAGCAGCACAGCCAGAAGGGAUGAUGGGAAGCAGAGAGGGAGCAUUACAUGGUCAUCCUAGUCCUACUGAUGACCCGCGCAUUGGUCCCGAAGUAUCGCCUCCUAUGAGCGAGUUCAACAUCCCCCAUCUGAGACUGCUUCUCAAUUGGACAACCUCAACUUGCCACACCCUCUCUCGGAACGAUGCAGAUUCUCGGGUGUGGCAAACCGUUAUCCCCGAACAGGCGUUAUCUUGUUGUCACCUAAUGCAUGGCAUAUUCGCUGUCUCAGCACUUCACCUCGCCAUUACCAGUGAGUGCCAUGGCAGUGAACGACAGACCUUGGUCGAAGCCGCAGAGCAGCACCAAAGCGAAGCAAUCAAGAUGUUCACGAAGAUCGGUGAUGACGUGGAACCACCAAGCCACAAUGUAAGCUUUGCUCUAUCGAGUCUCUUGAUUGGCUUUGCCUUUGGCUUCCCUCUCGCCGUGGGCUCACAGCAUCCGACCAAGGCCAAUUCGCUAGAUGAGCUUGUUGAGGUAUUCUUGCUUAGCCGCAAAAUGAUCAAGUUCGCAACACCCAUAAUGGAUGAGGUUCAUAGAAGCCAAAUAGGCGACCUCCUCCUGGUUGCUGAGGUACAGUCGAAUCUGUCGUCCGCUUCCCGUGUGGUGAUCAACGCUCUCCAUGGGCUGCUGAACACGGUGUACUCGCCAACGUAUGAACACUACCAAGUCUUCACCGAUACGAUCGCCUGCCUCGAAAAGCUAUAUACGGAGCUAGACAGCACAGGAGACAUUGUUUCGAGGGCCUUCAUGUGGAUGUGUGACGUGCCGGAGAGAUUCAUUGGCUUUGUCCAGGCCUCGAACCCAUUUGCAUUGGUGAUAAUAGCACACUAUUGUGUAGUUUUGCAUCGGUUGAGAGACCGCUGGUGGAUUGGAUCAUGGGGGGAGCGCGUGAUAAAUGCCGUUGUGACGACCCUGAGACCGGAAUGGAAGCCUUCUGUAGCCUGGGCCCUCGAAACGGUGAAGGCACCACAUUAA